GCGUUCAUCUGCCCAUUCAUUUCUACGCCAACCAGCAACGCGAGCGGACGUGUUUCGCGCUCCGCCUUACGCACCCGAACAAACCCGUGUGCGUGAAAGUUACGUGCGCGAGGUCAACAAUUCCACCGCGAACAUAGUAAACCAACACCGUGCGUGUGUGUGCGCGUGUCUGCGUGAUAAAGUUAGAAUUCCCGUGGCGACGAACCGGCCACCAUUGCGAAAACAGCAAACGAAAUCGUGCGUGUAUAGCAGGCAAACGUUCGUGCAGCCGUGCAUGUGGUACCAAGGGCCAAAACAAAAAAUAAAAGAAAGGUCGUUUGCGUGUGAGUGAGUGAGCCGCGUUGCACGUGUAUGAGUGAAGAUUAUUUUUAAAAGCCGCACACAGUGUUGUCGUCGCGGUGGCGGUAGGGGAGACCUACCGAAAGGGUCCCAAAAGCAAGCGGCGCCCUACACAGCCGUAGCAGCAGAUAAAAGGCUGCCUUUAAAAGCAAACGGAAAGAAACCUUUGCAUCGUGGUGCCUGGCAGCAAAAAGAAGAAAAAAUUGCGUUACUUCGUGUGUUCGUAUAUGUGUGUGUGUAUGCUACAGUGACGACUAGUUUUUUGCUGGAUCGUGGUGGCACAGAAAGAAAGUGAGAGCUCUGAUCGUGAAGUCUGCGUGUGUUUUUUGCGCAUUCUUGCUUGCGACCCUCUGACGAGACAACGCAAAACAGUGCUGAACGUACCAAUGGUGUACCACAGAAGAGUUUUUGCUUAAUCCUUUGCCGGGUUUUGUGUUUUGUUGGUUUUGCUAGUGCAAGAAGACGUGUCGUUUUACUACAAACAACCCUGCAGUGCUACCCUACAGAGCUAGUGUGACAAGAAAAGAGAGAGAGAGAUAAAGAGAGAGUGAGCUUGUUACCUGUUGUGCUUGGUUUCGUUGUCAGGGCAACAUCGACGAGUGCGUUCGUGCUUAUGAAAUGAAGUAAACCGGAAAAUGCCCGUAUGCGCUCAGCGGAGAAUGCAUGCAGCGUGGGAAAAUCUGUGACCCGGUGUGCAUGUGUGUGUGUGUGUGCAUGUGGUUUGAGUUGAGCAGCUGCUCCAACCCCACAAUUGCCGUGUGUUGGGGUGGACGAAGCGAACGAAAAGAUGGCCUUUCGAGUGUGUGACUGCUGUGAGGUCCAAACCGGGCAAAACAUCCCAACGUGCCGUGCCUAUUGCUGUGAUCUGUGAAGACUAAACUGGGCCUGUGUGACUGUGUGCGAGUGUGUGUCUGUGCGCUUGUGUGUGUGAGUGUUACGAAAGGCCACUGGUGGCCACCGGCUGCGGAUCAUCCAUCAUUCAUCCUGGCGGCGGCAGCCCGGACGGCGGAGGCGGCGGUCCACCUGCUCACGCUAGCACUGCUCGUCGGGUGCUGUCGGUCGGUGGACGGCCGGGGGAACUUCCUGCGGCACGAUGAGACCCUCCCGAAGGCGUGCAGCUGGACCGGUGCGGUACUGGAAGUAUCGCAGGAGAAGCGGUCGGACGAGCUGCAGUGCCGGAUCAAGACGAUCACGCGCACGGAGAGUCUGCUAGCAAACAUAAGUAGUUAUCAAAUAGAUAGGAUUAAAUCGCUCAAGCUCGAGUGCAACGACAUUAUGUUCUUCGAAAGUUCCUUAGAGUCGACGACGACGCCGGGCAACUUCCUGGGCAAUCUGCACGGGUUGCUGCGGCUGUCGAUCGAGUACUGCAAGAUCAAGUACAUACCGGCGCUGGCGUUCGCGAACAUGCGGGUGCUGAAGCGGCUGGCGCUGAGCACGCACAACGUGGACUGGUCGGUGAUGAACCUGGAGCUGCACCCGGACAGCUUCCGGGGGCUGACCGAGCUGAAGGAGAUGCACCUGGCGGACAACAACAUCUGGAGCCUGCCGGCGGAGGUGUUCUGCCCGCUGCAGAAGCUGCGUGUGCUCAAUCUGACCGGGAAUCGGUUGAGUGAUCUGACGCAGCUGAUGCUGUCCGACUGGGGCAAUGGGCCGACGGAGCCGGGCCGGGCUUGUAAUACGGGGCUGGAGGUGUUGGAUCUGUCCGGGAAUGAUCUGACGCUGCUGCCGGACAAUGGGCUGACGGCGAUGCGGUCACUGAACGCGCUGCACCUGCAGCGGAAUCUGUUGAAGGAGAUUGCGGACCGGGCGUUCGUUGGGCUCGGUACGCUCGAGGUGCUCGAUCUGUCCGACAACAGGUUGACGGCACUGACGCCGGAGUUGUUCGUUUCGUCGCGCAAAAUCCGCCAGGUGUACCUGCAGAACAACUCGCUGUCGGUGCUGGCGCCCGGUGUGUUCGAGGGGCUGGACAGGUUGGAGACGCUGGACCUGUCCCGCAAUCAGCUUACGUCGACGUGGGUGAAGCGGGACACGUUCGCGGGGCAGGUACGGCUGGUGGUGCUGAAUCUGGGCCACAAUCAGCUGUCGAAGGUGGACCAGCACGUGUUUAAGGGGCUGUACAGCUUGCAGAUACUUAAUCUGGAGCACAACGCGAUCGAGCUGCUGGCGGAUGGUGCGUUCAGUGAUCUGAAGAACCUGCACGCCCUGUUCCUGUCGCACAAUCGGUUGCGCCAGAUCGAGCCGUACCACUUCAGCGAGCUGUACGUGCUGAAUCAGCUGAUACUGGAGUCGAACCAGAUUGCGUACAUACAUGAGCGGGCGUUCGAGAAUCUGACGCACCUGCACGAUCUGAGCUUGAACGAUAACCGGCUGGAGGAGAUACCUUCGGGAAUGAAGAGCCUGAAGUUUCUGCAGUCGCUCGAUCUGGGGAAGAACCAGAUUGCGGAGAUUAACAACUCAUCGUUCGAGGGGCUGGAGGAGCUGAUGGGGCUGCGGUUGGUGGAUAAUCAGAUAUCGGAGAUUUCGCGCGACACCUUCUUUGCGCUGUCGACGAUCCACGUGCUGAAUUUGGCGUCGAACCGUAUUCGUCACAUUGAUCAGUCGGCGUUUAGCUCUAAUCCGACGCUGCGGGCUAUUCGGCUGGACAACAACGAGCUGGAGGAUGUGUCGGGGGUGUUUACCUCACUUUCGUCCCUUGUGUAUCUGAACAUUUCCGACAACAAUAUUGGAUGGUUCGACUACUCGCACUAUCCCCAGUCGCUCGAGUGGCUCGACAUUCACAAGAACAAUAUCAGCGAGCUCGGGAACAGGUACGAUGUGGGGAAUUGGUUCCAGUUGAAGAUGCUGGAUGUGUCUCACAAUAAGCUGCGUCAGAUUAAUGCGAGCUCGUUCCCCCAUAACAUCGAGACGAUCCUAAUGAACAACAACCACAUCGAGGAGAUUGCGCCGGAAACGUUCACCGGGAAGGAACACAUCGUGAAGGUGGUGCUGUAUGGGAAUCGGCUGCGGCGUAUUGAAAUGUCUGCGCUUGCACUGACACCAUGGCCCGAUACUCGGAUGCUGCCCGAGUUUUAUCUGGGCGACAACUUGAUACACUGUGACUGCACGAUGGAGUGGUUGCAGCGGAUCAAUGAGUUGGCGUACCUGCGGCAGUACCCGCAGGUGAAAGAUCUAGACUCUGUGCACUGCUCGAUGGAGCAUGAACGGGGUGAGCAGCGGCGUCCACUCAUGGCGAUGCGGGCCAGUGAGUUCCUGUGCCGGUAUGAGGCGCAUUGCUUCGCUACGUGCCACUGCUGUGACUUUGAUGCGUGCGAUUGCAAGAUGGCAUGUCCGGAUCGGUGCCGGUGCUAUCACGACACGGCCUGGGAGUCGAACAUCGUGGACUGUGGGUCGGCCGGGUUGUCCCUCGUGCCGGCCAAGAUCCCGAUGGAUGCGACCGACAUCUAUCUGGACGGGAACAAUCUCGGUGCGCUCGGCAGUCACGUGUUUAUUGGGAAGAAGAAGCUAAAGUCACUGUAUCUGAACGGGAGCCGCAUUGAGUCACUCAACAACAAGACGUUUGCGGGAAUACCAGCCCUGGAGGUGCUGCAUCUCGAGCAGAAUGGGUUGGAGCAGCUGAGCGGGGCCGAGUUUGAGCAGCUGCGCGAGCUGAAGGAGCUGUAUCUGCACCGGAAUGCGCUGGCAUCGAUCGGGAACAGGUCGUUCUAUUACCAGAAAUCGCUCGAGGUGCUCACGAUCGCGGAGAACAAGCUGAAGGGCGUCAGGCCUUGGGAGUUGCUGCCGCUGCCUAGCGGUGGGCCCGAUGGUGCCUAUCGGUCCGUCUCGCUGGAGGGCAAUGCGCUCGAGUGUUCCUGCGAGCUGCUGCCCAAACUGCUCGACUGGCUCGAGCGAAUGUACCGCAGCAACGGGUCGGCGGCACAGUCGGAGGAGCAGACGGAAUCGUCGGAGGAGACCAGCUGGGGCGAGUUCCAGUGUGCCGGUGGGAAACCGCUCCCGGACGUGGUGAAGGAGUGCGAGGGACAACGGCCGGCCGUUGUUCCGGUGGCGACCGCUACCGUGCAGCGUACGAUCAUCAACGACGACUUCAUCGACUAUCUGCCGCUGCUGAUCGCGGUGCUGGCCGGUUUGGUGCUGACGAUCAUGCUCGUUGCGCUGGUCGUGCUGUUCCGGCAGGAUGUGUGCCUGUGGGCCCACUCCCGGUACGGUGUGCGGCUGUGCAAGGACCCACUGACGGCGCUCGAGCGCUGUGAGGACAGCGAGAAGCUGUACGACGCCUAUCUGCUGUACAGUGCGGCCGAUGCCGACCUGGUCACUAGUCAAAUCGGCCAGGAGCUCGAGCACCACGGGUACGGCAUGUGUCUGCACUAUCGGGACGUGCACGGCGGGGCCGGCUUUCUCGGCGACACGGUACAGUCGGCGGCGGACGCAUCCCGCAAGCUGGUCCUGUUCGUGAGUGUCAAGUUCCUGCAGCUCGAGUGGUCGCAGCCCGAGUUCCGGGCGGCAUUGCAGGCUGCGCUGGAGCUGAUACGUCCGUCGAGGCGCAAGCAGCGGAUAGUGCUGAUCACCUCCGUGCCCGGGUCGAUGCUGGCGAUGGACCCGAUCAUGGACAUACUGGCACGGACGUGCACCGUGAUAGCGUGGGACGAUCGGCGGUUCUGGGACAAGCUGCGGUUUGCCAUGCCCGAUCUGGGGCGCGAUGGAGGUUCCGUUAACAAGGCGUCCCAUCGGAAGAACAUCAACAUUCGGUACACGCCAGCACCGACCAAUAACCUGAUGGUGGUGGGAGGUAUUGGGGCGUCAGCGCCAACGGCAACCUGGCCCAAGCGGCUCAACUCGGAGGUUUCAAUACAGCAGCAGCAGCAGCAGCAACAUCCUCACCACCAACAACCGUAUCCGGUUCCACAGCCACGCUCUCUCGGCGGAGCGCACAGUACUUACACGACGGAAGAUGAGGAGCCGUCGACGGCCGGGUCGUCUCCACAGUACGAGGCACCAACGAACCCAGGUGGUGGUGGUGCGAUGUACCUUCAUCAUCAUCAAAACGGUGGACUUGUGCAGUACCAGCAGCAGCAGCAGCAGCAUUCCGGUGGUGGCUCCACACCAAUUCCACAAACCAUGCCUCACCCCCACCACCAUCAUCAUCCCCAUGGUCAGUCGCAUCAUCAUCAUCAUCACCAUCAUCAUCAUCCGGGGACGGCAUACCACGGUGGUGCCCCCGGUACUGGUGGUAGCAACUUCACCAACACCAAUACGCUUGGCCACGUGUAUUCCACCAUUCCGGAGCCUCAGUACAUGGCCGAACAGCAGCAGCAGCUACAGCAGCACCAGCAGCAGCAUCGAACCGGAGGAACCGGACCAGACGGCAACAAUCGGCCGUACUUUGUGUAAAGUUCGUUUUUCUUAUUUUACUUCCUUAUGUCCCCGAUGUUCCCAAAUGUUUUGUUUUUCCCCCAAAAAAAACUCGUGAUUGUAGUCUUAUCGUUGGAAGUUGUUUUGUAUAAAAAAAGAAAUUGAAAAUAUCCCAUCUUCCCGUGAAAAAAGACACCCUGAACUCCCAUUCCCUUCCCAUUGAAGUCGUUAUUAAUGGUCGUCCCGCCGUACGGGGUGGACCUCCCCCACCAUACAACACUAGUAGUCCUUAACUCGUAAUCGCGCGCAUCGUAUGCUUAUGAUUCCUACUACACGCUAGGUUAGGGUUCGAAUUUAUAAAAUAAAACAACAAACAAACACACAUUGAAAAAGACAUACGUGUACGC
Molecule: messenger RNA, 6092 nt
Organism: Anopheles coluzzii
Lineage: Eukaryota; Metazoa; Arthropoda; Insecta; Diptera; Culicidae
Product: toll-like receptor Tollo
Exons: 1
Coding region: 1615-5724 (1369 amino acids)
Biological process (GO): signal transduction
Molecular function (GO): protein binding
Source: RefSeq, a predicted model, not a curated record